Messenger RNA from Brassica napus (rape), 8140 nucleotides. Its product is annotated as tryptophan synthase beta chain 1. The transcript has 5 exons. Gene Ontology annotation, biological process: L-tryptophan biosynthetic process. The record is from RefSeq and is a predicted model, not a curated record. Lineage: Eukaryota; Viridiplantae; Streptophyta; Magnoliopsida; Brassicales; Brassicaceae. Gene Ontology annotation, cellular component: cytoplasm. Gene Ontology annotation, molecular function: tryptophan synthase activity. The coding region runs from base 104 to 1498 and encodes 464 amino acids.
UAACUCCUACACUAUAAAAAAAGAACUCGUCAACACAAAGGUUUAACAAAAGUCACAAAUAAUUAAACAUUACUGUUUAAUUUCCACAUAAACAAAAGAGAUUAUGUCUUGGACUAAAAUACAAGUACGAGGGCAGCCAGUUCCUAGGGUUCCGGCAAGAAACCACCGUAUGAUAAACUCUUUUGUUUGUGGAGUUUCUAUCAAAAGUCACCACCGUGUAAGCAAUGUACUCCGUACGAAUGGUUCACCGUUGGGGUCUGUCCCCAUAAGAACAACCGAGAGCCAGUUCCUUCGUGGUGACGUUAACGGUAGAUUCGGGAGGUUCGGUGGAAAGUUUGUACCGGAGACAUUGAUGUCUCUCCUGAGAGAUCUUGAAGACGAAUUUAAUUUUGUUUUGAGCGAUCACGAAUUUCAGGAGGAGCUUACCACAGCAUUAAGAGACUACGUUGGAAGAGAAACGCCUCUCUACUUCGCCGGACGUUUAACCGAACACUACAAGAGCAUAUCUCGAACCAUCGGAGAUGGACCCGAGAUUUACCUGAAAAGGGAAGAUCUUAGCCAUUGCGGGUCCCAUAAAAUCAACAAUGCUCUCGCUCAAGCGAUGAUUGCCCGGCGGCUUGGUUGCAGCCGGGUGGUGGCAGCAACAGGAGCCGGUCAGCAUGGGGUCGCCACGGCGGCUGCUUGUGCGAAGUUCUCCGUAGAGUGUAUUGUUUUCAUGGGAACCGCUGAUAAAGAAAAACAAUUCUCUAAUAUCCUUUCCAUGAAACUGCUUGGUGCUCAGGUGAAAUCAGUGGAAGGAACGUUUAAAGAUGCGAGUUCAGAGGCAAUUCGAAAUUGGGUUGGAAACCUAGAAACCACAUACUACUUAUCCGGGACAGUGGUAGGACCACACCCGAGUCCAUUAAUGGUACGCGAGUUUCAAUCCGUGAUUGGGAAAGAGACAAGAAGACAAGCAAACCAACUAUGGGGUGGUAAGCCUGAUGUGUUGGUGGCUUGUGUGGGGAGUGGCUCAAACGCAUUAGGAUUGUUCCAUGAGUUUGUUGGGGAUGAGGAUGUGCGACUGGUCGGGAUCGAGGCUGCAGGAUUGGGUUUGGAUUCAGGGAAACAUUCAGCUACUUUGGCUGUUGGAGAUGUUGGUGUGUACCAUGGCUCCAUGAGCUACUUGUUGCAAGAUGAUGAAGGACAGAUACUUAAACCACACUCCGUAGGAGUAGGGUUAGAGUAUCCCGGAGUUGGACCAGAAAUUAGCUUUCUCAAAGAAACCGGAAGAGCAGAGUUCUACACAGCAACAGACCAAGAAGCCAUUCAAGCGUGCAGGCUAUUGAGCAGAUUGGAAGGAAUAAUCCCAGCAUUAGAACCGUCUCAUGCGCUGGCGUUCCUUGACAAACUUGUUCCUACUCUACGCGAUGGUGCCAAAGUGGUAGUGAAUUGCAGUGGCCGUGGUGACAAAGAUCUAGACACUCUCAUCCAACGAGGCUUGCCCUCUUCUCUUUGUUGACUCACCAAGAUGCAAUCACAACCAGCACUAUGAAUCGCGGAGAUGCCAAGGAAUGAAUCAAUAAGCCCACCACCAGUCAUAGGAAACUCUUGUUUCAUUGUAGCGAUGAUGUUCUUUGUCAAGGUAGGAGUGGAGGAAGUAAGAAUUAUGUCAUCGACAUAGAGGAGCAGGUACGCAAGAUCACUUCCAUUCCUGUAAACAAACAAAGAAGCAUCGCUUUUGCUUUGCUUAAAGCCUUGAUUAGUGAUAAAGUUGACAAAGCGAGCAUUCCAAGCACGAGGCGCCUGUUUCAAACCAUAAAUGGAUCGAUUCAGCUUGCAAACAUAAUCAGGAUGAUCUUUGCUGACAAUACCCGGGGGCUGGAACAUGUACACUGUCUCAUCAAGAGUACCAUGGAGGAAGGCGUUUUGCACGUCUAGCUGGUGCACUGGCCAUGCAUUGGCUAGCGCCACAUGAAGAACACAUCGGAUGGUUGCAGGUUUUACAACAGGGCUGAACGUCUCUGUAAAAUCAACUCCUUCUUCCUGUGACUUGCCAUUAGCGACCAACCUAGAUUUAUGACACUUGAAAUUCCCAUGAGCAUCAUAUUUAUGUUUAUACAACCAGAGACAACGGAUGAUAUUAGCAUUCUUAGGUCGAGGCACCAAAUCAUAAGUACCACUCUUAAUAAUGGCAUCAUACUCACAUGUCAUAGAUGGUGUCCAAUUGGGAUCAGUAAGGGCGUGUUUGUAGCUUUUUGGAAGAGGAGAUUGAGUCUGAGACAAAAGGGAGAUGAUUUGUUUUGGCUUAUGGAUACCAUGCAUUGAUCUUGUGGUCAUCGAAUGUCUAGGAGCCUCAGGGACCGCGGGUACAGUUUGAGUUGACUGAUUCGAUGAAGAAGGAGCAGCUGGAGAAGUGGGUGUCACAGCUGGAGCUGUAAGGAUGCUUUUAAAUAUUGGAGAGACAUCCAUAUCAGCAUUAAGAAAGUCGUAUUCAGUCUCCGAGAUUGAAGUGGAGUCUUGAUACGGGAAGCACGUUUCAUCAAAGGUGACGUUACGUGAGAUAAUAAUCUUUUUGGACUCAAGAUCAAGGCAUCUGUAGCCUCAGUGAAAAUGAGGGUAGCCAAGGAAGAUGCAUCUUGAGGAACGAGGAGAAAGCUUUGAAAGAUUAGCAUGGUUUUUAUUUGGAUAACAGAGGCAGCCGAAAACUCUGAGAUGAGAAUAAGAAACUGGCUUCUUGAAGAGGACAGAGUAAGGUAUCUGGUUGUUAAUGGCUUUGGAUGGUAAAAGGUUUAAGAUAUGAACAGAGGCAUUGAGAGCCUCAACCCAAUAAGUGGAAGGAAGUUUGGCUUGAAAAAGAAGAGUUCGAACAGAGUUGUUUAUUGUACGUAUCAUCCUUUCGGAUCGUCCAUUUUGUUGGGACGUAUACGGACAGGAGAAUCGAAAAUUAAUCCCUUGUUCUGCAAAAAAAUUAUGAAACUUUGAGUUGUUAUACUCUGUUCCAUUGUCACAUUGCAAGGAUUGAAUUUUCGUUUUGAAGUGUGUUUCAACAUAUUUGAAAAAGAGAUGAAAUGUUGAAAACACUUCCUCCUUGGAGUUGAGGGGAUAAACCCAUAAAAAUGAGAGAAUUGAUCCAAGAAGAGGACAUAAUAUCAUUUUCCACUUAAACUGAGGACAGUAGAUGUCCAUAAGUCAGAGUGAAUGAUUUGAAAAGGUGCAGUGACAGAUGAAUCAGAAGAAUAAAUAGGCAAUUUUAUUUGUUUUCCAAGUUGACAAGCAUUGCAAACUGGAGAAAGAUCAUGUUUAUUACAAGAUAAAAGCUUAGAAGAUAAUAAAGACGAAAGAGAUUGAUUGCUCAAAUGAGCUAAACGACGAUGCCAAGUGUUUGAGGUGGUGGUGAGGAAAGCUGAAUGCCCAGUAGUGAGCUUAUUUGAAGAAGAAAACACUGGAUACAGAUCACCCGUACUGUCACUGCGGAGAAUCGUCCGACGAGUUUGAAGAUCCUUCACAGAAAAACCAUAAGGAUCAAACUCAAUGGAAACAGAGUUAUCUCUGGUAAAUUUAUGAACAGAGAUUAAAUUUUUGAUAAUAGAGGGAGUUACUAAGAUGGAAGAGAGAUUUAAAGGACGAGAAUUUGAAGGAAAAGAAAAGAACCCCGUUUUGGUUAUUGGAAUUUUGACCCCAUUGGCAACUGUGACUGUGUGUUUGGUGCCAUUAUUAAGAACAGACUGUAGAUUACCUGGGUUGUUUACUAAGUGAGCAGUGGCGCCAGAGUCCAUAUACCAUUGAUGAUCAGAUGGAUCCAUUAACGUCAUGGUGUUGAAUGCAGAGGCAAAGUCUGUAGUCGGAACUGCAGCGACGAGAUGAUUGUUCUGACCCUGCGCCGCAGGUUUUAAAUGUCGUGUGGCGAGGAUUGGCGAAAGGAGGCUCGACACUCGCCACUCGCCAUGGCGUUUCAUGGCGAUCGCAUCGCGUAUCAGCCGCUCAAAAGGUACCUUCUAUUCCUAAUACCAUAAAUUAUAUGAAACUUUGAAAAAAAACAUAGUAAACAUAAUUUAAAAAGAAUGUUAAGCUACGUAUAUAAUACAAACUAGGUACAUAAACAUAUAAGGUUCUUAACACAAGCUAAGAAAAUAACCUCUAACAAACAAAAUGAAUGAUGCGUGAUAUAUAAGAGGUUUGCGUGAAUAGAGAAGGUAUGUGAUAAAGAAGAUAUGACACUAUGAGCCUUAUAUGUGAUCAACAUGAUGUGGUAAACACUAAAACUUUAACUAACAAAACAAACCGAUAAAGUAAAGAAGAGCUUAUGCCAUCAGUAGCUUAGAGAAAGCAAGAGAACUUGUGAAAAAGUAAGGGGGAAGUAAUUCUAUUAUAUAGUACAUUCACUUAGGGUUUUUACUUUUUAGAUGGAUUAGGGCAUUCGGUUAGAGUAUAUUUAGAGGAUAUUUAGAGUAUAAUACACUUAUAUGCUAUUUUACUUAUUUUGAAACCAAAAUUUUGUUAACGGUUUGAUUAUCAACAACGUAGCGACGCAAUGAUCGACUCAGUGUAUACAGGUGUAGCGAGGUAAGGCGGUCGACUCUCGUACCUCGCUUAGCAUUGGGGUCCUGAGUCGUUUUGGAGGUCGCCUCAGGUCGCUACUCGCCAUGGCGAGCGAAGCGGUCGCCUUUUAAAACCAAGCCCUGCGGCUGAGCCUGAAGCAUCUGUUGGUUGAUAGCAGGACGAGGACCAAGAAUGCCUUGAUUGUUGAAUUGUUGCUGGGGUAUCCAUUGUCCUGGUUGUUGAUUAUUCCACAUCUGAUAUCCAGCAGGCCAGAAGGGAACGCCCCAUUGGUUGUACAUUGGUCGUUGUUGAUUGUUGUUGUGUCGUCCACGACCUCUGUAGUUGUUGCAUUUGGAACCUCUGUUAUUGAAGAAUCGCUGCUGUUGUUGAGGUUGAUGAUCAGAUCGCUGAGUCGGAGUCGAAGACGAGACGUUGAGGACCUUGUCAGAUGAGGCGGAGUCCUUGACAACAGAGGAUUUCUUUCCCUUGUUAAGCUUUUCUUCUUCAAGGAUGAGCAUCGAACGAGCUUGUUCAAAAGUAGGGAAAGGUUGACGAUGCAUGAUCACAUUGAUGAUGUUGUCAAACUUGUCGCUCAAGCCAUUGAUCAUGUAGGUGACAAGAGUUCUUUCUGAAACUGGUGCAUCAACGUUAGCAAGCAGAUCAGCCGUGGACUUGAGAUCUUGAGAAUAGGCAUGGAUCGUCUGGUCUCCAAUGACCUUGGUACGCAGAUCGUGAUCGAGCUGAAUAGCACGGGCCUCUUUGUUGUCCCUGAAGAAGUUCUCGAUGCGAGUCCAGAUUUCCCGAGAAGUACCUCCAGUUUUGAAAGUACUUUUGAAGAGAUUCUUCGAGAGAGUCCCGUAGAGCCACAAUUUGACCAACCCGUCACGUUUAGACCACUGUUGAUCGUUAUCAUCCGUUGGAAGCAGCGUGCCGUCAAGGUGACCAGCAACAUCGAAACUCUGGCAGUGAGUGAGGAAGAGCUAUCUCCAGGCGUCAUAGUUGUGAUCAUCAAUAUCUAGAAUGAUGGGGAUAUGAUUUUUGAUGUUGUUAACACCGUACGCACGUUCAAGAGCAGUGGCGACAGGAGCAACCAUGGUGGAUGAGAGUAAGAAACAGAGAAAGAGCGAAGAAGAUUUGAGAAAAAGAGAAGAAGAUGAGAAUUAUAGGUUCAGGAUCGAUGAACCCUCUGAUACCAUGAAAGUGGGAAAUUUCUCCUUUAUUGAUUUACAGAUUUACAUUGGUUUAUAUACACAAGAUUGUUCCAAGAUAUGAUAAGAACAAUCCCAAAAAUAUAGGAACGUAAAUCAGAAUAUUCUACAAAGUCUAACAACUAUGAAUGAAAUAAUACAUCAAUCAUUAUCUAAUUUCGAACUAUCAGUCUACCGGUGACCAGGGAUGCUCACGAAUCGGGUAUCCAGAUUUAGGGAAGUAUUCAAUUGGAUCUAUUUUGUUCGAAUAAUCAGUUAUACGACCUGAUUCGAUCUGUAGCCACAGGAUAUUUGAUGUCCCGAAUAUUUGGAAAAUUGUAAAGUUUAACCCGGAUAUCCGAUUCGAUCUGUUAAAAAAAUUUAAAAUUAAAAAAAAAAUCCAAAUAAUAGAAAGUAAUAAUAUUUUAUUACAAAAAGAAAAUUUAUUUAAUUUUGAAAGUUUAAUAACUAAUAUAAUAAAUUUAGCAACUAAAAUAUUGUAAAACUUAUAUAAAAUAUAAUUUUUAGAUAAUUUAUAUAUAUAUAUAUAAUUCUUUAAAUAUAUGUAUAUAUAUGCAUAUACCGGAUCGGAUAUCAUUUUUAAAAAAAAUAUUAGUAUUUGUGAUUUUUUCAUUUCUUAUGGAUAUUAAAUAUUAGUAUUUGCCUUCGUUCGUAGAGUUACAUAUAUCCGGAUUUUUCAGUUUGAAUCGAAAUAAAUAAUGAAAUGAAUCAAAAUUUACGGAUAUUUUAACGUAAAUUUUCGAAUGACUUUCUUGAUAUUUAUCAGUUUUAAUUAAUUAAUAUUUUAAAUGUUAAAAUUUUGGGGUUUUUUGAAAACCAUUAAAAUGUGUUCCUAAUAAGGCCAAAAAAUCUCUUAAUAAGAGCAUUUCCAAUGUAUAUUUUCUUCUAAAAUAAAGAUCUUUAUUAUAAAGUUGGUUUUACUUUAAUGUAUGAUUUUAUAAUAGAGUUCUCCUAUUUUAGAUAAAAAAAAAAUAUAGAGGAAUACUACUUAGAAACUCGUCCGAUUAACCUUUGAUUGUCUAUAAAUAGAAGGAUAAAGGAAUGUUAUAAAAUUAUAAAAAUAAAAAUUAAGAGAGUCGUGUUUAUAGGAUCAAUACAUUAUUAAGUUUCUCCCCAAAUCUUUUAAUAUUAAAGUGAUUACUUUUUUUCUAAAAAAACAAGAGAGAAUAAAGGUUUCUUUCUCAAGAUCAUCUCCAAAACUAUUCUAUUUUACGCUUUAAAACAAAAUUUAGAGUACAUCCUUUUAUAUUUUUAUAAUAGAAUUUAAAACGAGAUUACCCCAAAAAAGUGAAUAAUUUAUUUAUUUUUACUUCAAAAUAAAAAAAAAAGUCUAGAGAAAAAUCAAUUCCAUUAUAAAAUUACAAUAUUUUUGUAAAAAAAGUUUGACUAAUACAUUGAAAAUAUUUUAAGAGCUCACCAACGUUCAGUUUUUCAAAACUGAGUAUCUUAAACUUUUAAAUUAACUAGAUCAUUUUUCGUGCUACAUGCGGAUUAUGGUUUUGAAUUUGUUAUAUUUGCUAAUUUCUAAUUUGUAUGUGAAUUCUUACCUUUUACUAUAUUUAUUUUCAUUUAAAGUCUUUUUAUGCGCUACAUGCGGAUUCUGGUUUUGAAAUUGUUAUAUUUUCUAAUUUCUAGUUUGUAUAUGAAUUCUUAGCUUUUAUAUUGUAUUUAUUUUAAUUUAAAUGUGAAAUAUACCUUUUGUUUGAUUAUUUGCAAGUGAUUAUUUUUGGGGUAUUUACUGAUUCAUUUAUUUAUUCAUUGAAAUUUUUUUUUCCAUUGUAGUACAAAAUUUAUGGUAUUGUAACGAUGAUAUUAUAUGAAGCCAAAAAUAAUUACACGAUUAACACAAUAAAUAUGAAGAAAGUAAAUUGUGGUUAUAUUUUUUCUUUUAUGUUGUUGAAUUCUGCGCAUCCUUAUAUGAUGUGAUGUAAAUUGUAAUCAUACUUUUUGUUCUAUUUCUAUCUUUAAUUCGUAUUUGAUUCUUCUAAAAAGGUAUAUAAACUUAGUAUGCUAUUUUUAGAUAUGGAUUGAGUCAUUUUAGUUGGAAAAAAAUCUCCAGUAACAUUUGAAAGUAUUGUUGCAAGUUUAUGUCAACGUAUUAAAAUCAACUUUUUGAACACCGGUAUAAGGAUUGAGACCAUUAUAAUCUUGGGAGAGUCCAUAUAAGAACACACCUCCUUGAUAAUCUUGGGAGAGUCCAUAUAAAAUAGAAUUUACACUGGAAUGCACCGGAAGACACCUCCUUGAUAAUCUUGUUAAUCGUAAAUAAAUAUAAUUUCUAAAUAAAUAUACGGAUUGAGUCAUUCAAGUAGGAAGACACCUCCUUGAUAAUCUCAUCGUGCCUAUACGAAAACAAAAAAAAGACAUGCAUCUGUUUUAGCAUCGUAUCAAAAGAGUAUGAUCACAGUAGGAAA